UGAUGGGUUUGGCGUUUCUAAUGAAUAUAAAGAGAAAGGUUUGGAAAGGUUGGUUUUGUAGCGGAAAGCAAUGCAAGAAAGGAGAUGCAAGGAUAAAAAAGUUCACAUACUUUUCUGGUUGUCUCUUCCAUUUUCAUUAGCAAAAUCCAGCAAUAUUCUUGCAGGUUUUUGUGAUGUUGCUGUUGGGUUUGCUUUAUUUUCUGGCCACUGCCCACAAGCAUAGAUUCUCAUCUUUCACUGUUGCAAGAGCUCUAAGGGAUGGAUGAAUGUGCUCUUCUCUGCCUUGAUUGAUUCUCUUUGCUAUCCUCCUGCUUUUGUCCUUUUGUUAACCCUCUCCUUUUCAUUGAUGCCUUCCUAGGCGGUUUUUGGCGCAGUGUAUAGCUGUUGUGCACACCUUUCCUCCACAGUGAUGUGCAUAUUCACACAUUGCAGUACCAGCCUCCUUCUAGCUCAUUGCGAUAGGUGGGGUGUCGAGCACAGUUACCCGAAAGGAAAAGAUGAGCUAUUCACGUUCUAAUAUGUCUUCUGGUAGCAGAACUGCUCGAAGAACACUCGAGUUUGGAAGGACACAUGUUGUGAGGCCCAGAGGGAAACAUCAGGCAACAAUGGUCUGGCUACACGGACUGGGGGACAAUGGCUCAAGUGCAUCUCAGCUAUUGGAAUCUCUCUCUCUCCCAAAUAUAAAAUGGAUCUGUCCAACUGCUCCUACUCGUCCUGUGGCUAUACUUGGUGGUUAUUCUUGCACUGCAUGGUUUGAAGUGGGAGAACUAUCAGAAGAUGGCCCAGAUGACUGGGAGAGUUUAGAUGCUUCAGCAGCACAUAUUGUGAACUUGUUGGCAGCUGAGCCAGCUGAUGUUAAAGUCGGUAUUGGAGGCUUUAGUAUGGGUGCUGCAAUGGCCCUUUAUUCUGCAACUUGUUAUGCCAUGGGUAGGUAUGGAAAUGGCAAUCCAUACCCUCUCAAUCUGAGGGCAGUUGUUGGACUUAGUGGCUGGCUUCCCGGAGCAAGGAGCUUGAGAAACAAAAUAGAAGGGUCACAUGAGGCUGCAAGGCGUGCUGCAUCGUUACCCAUUUUGCAGUGCCAUGGAAAUGCUGAUGAUGUUGUCCCCUACAAAUAUGGAGAAAAAUCGUUCCAGAAUUUGAAUUCAGCAGGAUUUCGAUUCCUCACAUUCAAACCCUUUGAUGGGCUUGGCCAUUAUACAGUCCCUAAAGAGAUGAAUGAGGUCUCCAAUUGGCUUACUGCAAGGCUAGGGCUUGAGGGUUACCGCUCCUGAAUCCAACAGUUUGUAGUCGGAGCUAAAGUGAAAGUAGUAGCUAACAAUAAUGGGUGAGAAAGGGGUAUGUACGUACAAGUAGGUAGUAUACAGAAUGAGGCAUGGAGAGUAUAUACUAUAGCUAAAUUGACCAGUAAUAUCCUUGUGUUCUGUCUAUCUCUACAAAUAAGUUUUGGGUGUGCUAUUUAUUCAUUACACUUUGGUUCAGUUUUGGGUGUAUUUUGUAUUCAUUAAUGUGAUACUAUUAUAAUAAUUUGUGGAGUUUUACUUCUG
Messenger RNA from Rosa rugosa (rugosa rose), 1544 nucleotides. RefSeq lists its product as uncharacterized. The transcript is spliced from 11 exons. The record is from RefSeq and is a predicted model, not a curated record. Gene Ontology annotation, molecular function: hydrolase activity. NCBI's taxonomy places the organism in Eukaryota, Viridiplantae, Streptophyta, Magnoliopsida, Rosales, Rosaceae. Bases 498 to 1271 code for a protein of 257 amino acids.